Gamsiella multidivaricata is the source of this 1313-nucleotide messenger RNA. Its product is annotated as snare associated Golgi protein-domain-containing protein. Gene Ontology annotation, biological process: vesicle-mediated transport; mitotic spindle elongation. Bases 209 to 1273 code for a protein of 354 amino acids. The transcript is spliced from 8 exons. The record is from RefSeq and is a predicted model, not a curated record. Gene Ontology annotation, cellular component: Golgi membrane. Lineage: Eukaryota; Fungi; Mortierellomycota; Mortierellomycetes; Mortierellales; Mortierellaceae.
AUCCAUCCUUCUUUUUGUCCAUUCCAUUCUCAUUCAUCUCUCCUUUCCUCUCACUCCCACUCUCAUUCUCACUCUUCCAUCUCUGCCUUGCCUUUUACUUACAUUCCCUACACCUCAUUCUGCACUGUUUCUCAUCCUAUUCCUUUGUGAGCCUCGUUCUCACCACUGCACUACUAAAACGAUUCUUGAAAAGCAGAGACCCUAAAAAAUGGCGCCCAGAACUGUCCUAACGAUCAAGGAGCGUCUCCGGGACAUGACAAGAGGCCAAAAGAUCACAGCAGGAAUUGUGGUUACAGUUGGGGUUGCCUUUGUCAUAACGUUCUUUCUCCUAGAGAAGCAGAUAUUUCAGCUCUUGGAGCCAGCAGUAAACUACAUUCGCAACUCAAGUGCAGGAAUCCCAGUACUCGCCGCCAUUAUGUUUGCAACAUGUAUCUUUCCACUCUUUGGUUACGGAGUGGUUUCGAUGAUCUGCGGCUAUGUUUAUGGCGUUCCAAAAGGGUUCCUACCCGCGUUCAUUGGCGAUGUAUUAGGCGCAUCAGCAGGAUUUUGGCUAUAUCGACUCGCAUUCAACAAGUACUUUGCGCGGAAGUUCGGGGACAACCUGGAGUUCAGAGAGAUCUCCAAAGCCGUGAGCAAAGAUGGGUUAUUUAUCUUAUUUUUGAUCCGCUUGUCUUCGUUUCCUUUUGCCGUGCUGAAUGCAUAUUUCGGGGCAUUAACACAACUGCCGUACUGGAGAUUCAUCCUGGCAACGACUUUGUCCACACCACGCCUCUUCCUACCCAUUUUCAUCGGCCAAAGCAUCUCCAGUCUAUCUAAUCCAAACAUCACAGGCAAAGACAGGGUGCUUAAGUGGGCUGGAAACAUCCUGGGUAUUGUUAUUUUGCUAGUCGUGGGCUGGUACCUUUACCGGCAUACAACCCGAAGGAUCCAGCGGAUUAAUGCAGGACUGGUUGCAGAGGAGGGAGACGAAGAGGAUGAUAUCGAGCGGAUAGCCCGCGAAGCUGCACAACAACAACAGCAAGAGCAACAACAACAACGACAACAACAAAUGCAACAGCAGCACCAACAGCAGCUGCAGAACAGCUAUAAGAUGGAGACUAGGAGCCAGGCAUUUCAGUCGGGUGAUAGACAGAAACGAGAGAACAUAUAUGACACCCCUGCGGAUAUGGAGGAGCUCCAAAGUCUUCACAGAUCUCAUUCAGAUCAAAGACAUAGUUCGGAUACUAUAGUCUUGGUCGAAGAAAGUCAACCUGAUCAUAAACUACGCGGGUAACCAAAAAUAAAUACAUGAUCAUACUCAAUGACAUUCUGGG